Cajanus cajan (pigeon pea) is the source of this 3542-nucleotide messenger RNA. RefSeq names its product protein PHOSPHATE STARVATION RESPONSE 1. The record is from RefSeq and is a predicted model, not a curated record. NCBI's taxonomy places the organism in Eukaryota, Viridiplantae, Streptophyta, Magnoliopsida, Fabales, Fabaceae. Gene Ontology annotation, molecular function: DNA-binding transcription factor activity; DNA binding.
UCGUAGUCGUCUAGGGGUAUCUGAUCUCUUGUUUUGCUUCAUUUUCACGUUUUUUCCUUGCCUUGCUUCUCUCCUCAUCGCAUCGCAUUGCCUAACUCCUCUUCCCUCCGAUUCCACGCUGGUUUUCCUACCAACUCUGUUCCUCUCUCUCACUCUUUUUUAUUUUAUUUUUAAGUUUGUUGUUAAUUCAAUCGAUUUUCAUCUGUGCAACAUCGUUUGUGGUGUGGUAUCAAUCUGUAUGCCUAUUCCCGUGACUAUGAAUUGCUUUCAUCCUUUCUUUAUGUGCUGUUUGCUGAGAGAAAGUCUUUCAUCAUCGGUUUAUUAAUUCCUUUUUAUGUGUGAGAGAAUGAAGAUGUUCGCCUUUCUAGGUUUUUCCCUUCUUCUUCUCAUGUUUGGUUUGUAAAUCGAAGCCAUAGUCAUUAUCUUUUCAAAUAAGUGAAUUAACGAGUGUUAGAAGGAAAGAUGAAUAUGAGGAAGCUAUGCUCAUGCUUUACACUUUAGCUUAUGAUAAAUUUGUGUAGCAGUGAAGGUUGUCAAAUUCUCAAGCUAAAGUUUAUGAUCCCAAGUAUCAAACUCUGUUUUAGAUAAACUUUUUGAACAAGUGUAAACUCCUUAUAAACUCUCGAGUCAACAAGUAGGUUAACGAAUUUGAAAACAAAUGUAAUUUUUGCCUCCCAUUGACUCCAUAGUGUGUGUUUUACUAUAACUCCAAUGAUUUGAAGAAAUUAACUUAUUUUUAAAAUAAUUUUCUCUUUAGGAGCUUAUGGUUUUAUGAAAUUAUGUAUAAUUUGAUCAUGUAUGUAGUUUAAUUUUAUUUAGUACUAAUGUACUAUAACGCUAUAUUAUUGUAGCUUAUUACUUUACCUUUUUAUGGAGUUGAAAUGUUGAAUUAUUUUUUUGUUAAGAAUAACAUGUUAUACUUAUGCAUAUAUUUCAUUACUUGUUUUUUUAAUAUUAUUUUUAUGAUAAAUAAACUCUAACAAGCUUACAAGUCAAGCCUACAUAAGUUUCAGGAGUUUAUUGCAAAAAUGAAAGAUUGGGGCUGAGUAUUUCAAUCUGAAUUUGAGGUUUAUUGUCUAUAGUUGGACUCUAAUGCCAUUUGUAGAGUAGGUAUUGUGUAAUAUGAAAGAAAGGUAACAUUGCUAUGGUUGCAUAAUGAUCACGAGUGGUGGUUCCUUGUUGCAAAUGGCCUUUAGGCCAUUGGUUUUUCUUUUUCUUUUUCUACUACAAAUGAAAAUAAACGCCUGACUAACUUAUUGAUCAAACAAUAAUGGUUUUGGAUAGGGUAGAGAGAGACAGAGAGGAAGUGGUUGUGACUUCAUUCUGGACCUAAAUCACUGAACUAUGAAUUAUUAUCAGACAUUGAAUAUCUAUCUUACAUUAAAACUUUGAGGUUUAUGAUCAAAUGCAAUGAUGAUUUACAUUUAGUAUGUUUCUGUUUUUACUUGUUUUCAGGAUUGGACAUGCUUUUUUAUCUAGUCUGUCUUUGAUGAUGAUGAGAUCUGAAGAUUGAUGACAAAUAGUCUGGUUUGGGUAUCAAUAACAAAAGUCAAGUUGAGUAGUAUUUUUCUGGAAAAUAAUGGAAGCACAUCCUACUUUCUCCAUUGAAAGAUCAAAGCAACUCAAUAACAUGGGGAUGUCUGGAGCAUUUUCUUCAUCCUUGUCAGUCCUUCCAAUACCCCCGGAAGAGAUGUAUCCCAAGCUGCCUGAAUCACAGUUGGAUUUUGUAGAACAAGAGCUUAUGACAAUGCCUCUUACUCAUUCAAGUUAUUUAAAUUCCAGUGGAGUAGUUGGGCAUAUUUUUUCGUCUUCACCUGGAUAUUCAACUGAUCUUCAUCAUUCAUCUCUUUCACCUGAUGAAAAAAACUCAACUAAUGCUCAUUUUAUUUCACAAUCAUCAACUAACACAGCCCAAUUUCCAUUAUCUUAUUCUUCAAAUGCUGGACCACCAACUUCAGCAGCACCAAGCCAUUAUUCCAAAGAAAACAGUGCUUCCUGGCAUGCAGAUCCCCUGCCAAGCUUUCUGGAUUUUCCUGAAAAUGGCUCUAUUAAUAAUAAUCGGGUAGAAAGUAGUGCCUGCCCUAUCAUUCCAUCUGAGGAGUAUUGCAAGCAAAAUGAUUGGCAGGAGUGGGCUGAGCGGCUAAUCAGUGAUGAUGAAGCUUUGACUUCUAAUUGGGAUGACCUUCUUACAGACAACAUUCAAGAUCUUGAGCCAAAGGUGCCAUUCCAGGUUUCAAAACCAUUUUCACAGUUUCCAGGAAAUCAAUCCCAAGGCUAUCAACAACCUCCUGCUGCAUCAUAUGGAGAAAAUUGCACUGGUGCUGCCCUCGCUUCCUCGGCAAAUUCUGCUCCUGCCAAGUCACGAAUGCGUUGGACACCAGAACUUCAUGAGGCGUUUGUGGAGGCUGUCAACCAACUUGGGGGGAGUGAAAGAGCCACUCCAAAGGGUGUGCUGAAGCUCAUGAAAGUUGAAGGAUUAACUAUAUAUCAUGUUAAAAGCCAUUUGCAGAAAUACAGGACAGCUAGAUAUAGACCGGAGUCAUCUGAAGGAGUUAUGGAGAAAAAAACAAGUUCCGUUGAAGACAUGUCAUCUCUUGAUUUGAAAACUGGUAUUGAGAUCACUGAAGCUCUACGACUACAAAUGGAGGUUCAGAAGCGGUUGCAUGAACAACUUGAGAUUCAAAGAAAUCUUCAGUUGCGAAUAGAAGAACAAGGAAGGUACCUCCAAAUGAUGUUUGAGAAGCAAUGUAAACCUGGAAUGGAAACGUUUAAGACACCAUCAUCUACCAUUGAGACUCCAUCUGGAGUGUCUUCAAAUACUACGAGAGAUUUCACUGCCAUAAAUGAAACGGAAGCAUCACAAGCGGGCCAUUUCAGGUCAGGAUCUGAUCAAGCUAACCGCAGUACCACAGUUGAGGAAGGCUCACUAGAAAAGGGUGAGAAGCCCGAUUCUCCCAAAACUCUACAUGCUAUUGCUAAUGACGAUAGUGCACAAGCCCCAAAGCGUCAAAGAACAGAGUAAGCCGUAUGAAUCUGCUGAAGCACAGUAUCAACAGUGAUAGUACAAGACAGUAAUGAAUCAUGAAAAUUUUCAUUUAAGAAAAGAUUAGGCUGAAUGAUUGGUCGAGGUCCGUAACUUAUGAGUUCCUCCAGCCCCAUUGUGGUCAAUGAGUGCAUUGUACAUUUAGCAAGAGAUGUUGCCUCAAUUGCAUUAAAGGCUUAGGUCAAGUUUUGCCGUUAGAAAUCCUCCUUGGUAGAUAGUUUGUAAAUAUCAAUGUAAACCCUUACAGUAGUUUGGCAUACUCUAUGUUCUUAGAAUGCGGAACACUUCCCGUGCCCUAUAAUUUACCGUGCCCCAGAAAUAGAAAAUAAUGAGUCAAGUCAACGAGCUUGUAGCUCAACUUGAUGAUAUCGGAGGUUCAACUGGUCACUUAUCUUUUUUCUCUCUUUGCUUGCACCUCUAAGGCCUAUCAAGUGGAGUAUUGAACAACUACGUUAUGUAUUGGGACUGAUUAAGAUGGGUAAAUUUCGAUCUUCUUUUA